AUGUUCCGUCUGGGAUUUUGGGUGGCUAUCCUGCUCUGGAUUUGUGCCCCCGGUGUGGUCCGCAGUGACUGCUGGCUGAUCGAAGGUGAUAAAGGUUACGUAUGGCUCGCUAUCUGCAGCCAGAACCAGCCUCCGUACGAGACUAUCCCCCAGCACAUCAACAGUACCGUGCACGAUCUGCGGCUAAACGAGAACAAGCUCAAGGUGGUGCUCUACUCCUCCCUCAACCGCUUUGGCAACUUGACUGACCUCAACCUAACGAAAAACGAGAUCUCGUACAUCGAGGAUGGCGCCUUCAUGGGGCAGUCCAAUCUGCAGGUGCUGCAGCUGGGCUACAACAAGCUCACCAACCUGACCGAGGGCAUGCUGCGCGGCAUGGGCCGCCUCCAGUUCCUCUUCGUGCAGCACAACCUGAUCGAGGUGGUCACUCCCAACGCUUUCGUGGAAUGCCCCAGCCUCAUCAGCAUCGACCUGUCCUCCAACCGCCUCAGCCGGCUAGACGGCAGCACUUUCACCAGCCUGAGCAAUCUGAUGGUGUGCGAACUGGCUGGGAACCCCUUCAACUGCGACUGCAACCUCUACGGUUUCCUCAUGUGGCUGGUGGCCUUCAACAAUGUCACAAAGAACUAUGACCGUCUGCAGUGUGAGACUCCUCGGGAAUUCGCUGGCUACCCACUUCUUGUGCCUCGGCCACACCACAGCCGCAAUGCCAUCACCAUUUUCAAGUCGAUGUGUGGAGAUGGCCCCUUCCCAUCCAUUACCAGGAUCAAUCCCACACCAUUCAUGCCGGAUUCUCAAAGGGACCCAGACGACAAUGCUGAGAACUCCGGCAUUAGCCCUGGAGACUUCCUCUCGGUUGAGCCACCGGCAUCUUCCACCACGGAUUCCUCCUUUAACCCCAGCAUCAAGCUCCAGCAGGUGACUAUCACCUCAGCUGCCCUGGUGGUCACAAUCCCAUCACCGUUCAGCAAGAUGUAUGUACUGGUUCAGUACAAUAACAGCUACAUCUCUGAUGUAAUGACUUUGAAGAAGAAGAAGGAGGUUGUCACUCUCACCCACCUGAAGGCUCACACUGACUAUACAUUCUGUGUGGCUUCUAUACGCAAUUCCAAACGUUAUAACCACACCUGCCUCUCCUUUGCCACCAGGAGCAAAGGGAGAGAAGACCCAAUGCCCAACACUUCCACCACUACCCACUACAUCAUGACCAUAUUAGGCUGCCUUUUUGGAAUGGUUAUUAUCCUUGGCAUUGUCUAUUAUUGCCUGAGGAAGCGCAGAAUGCAAGAGGAGAAGCAAAAAUCCCUCAACGUCAAGAAAACCAUUCUAGAGAUGCGUUACGGCUCAGAUAUUGAUACCAGUUCAAUUGUUCAUCCAUCCCAGAAGCUGGGAGAGCCACCGGUCAUCCCUGUCUCACGGAUGUCCUCUCUUCCAUCCAUGAUUGGUGAGAAGAUGCCCCCAACCAAAUCUAUGGAUACUGGCAUGGAGACUCCCAAGGUUACCACCAAGGGCAAUUAUAUUGAGGUUCGGACAGGAGGAGGGGAUGGGCUGGAGAGGUCUCAGAGGGACGAUGACCUGCACGAACUGGACAAUGGGCAAGGUUCAGCUGCUGAAAUUUCAACAAUUGCCAAGGAAGUAGAUAAGGUGAACCAGAUAAUCAACAACUGCAUUGAUGCCCUCAAGCUGGACACAGCUUCUUUCUUGGGGGGAGGGGGUGGCGUUGACUCUGACAUGGGUUUUGAAUGCCAGUCCAUACCAGCUGGUUCAUCCAGUGGGCUGGAACGACCAAGUUUCCUCUCACCAUCCUACAAGGAGAGCUCCCAUCAUCCCCUGCAGCGCCAACUCAGUGCAGAUGCUGCUGUCACCAGGAAAACCUGCAGUGUCUCUUCCAGUGGCUCCAUCAAGAGUGCCAAGGUCUUCAGCCUUGAUGUACCUGACCACCCCCAGAUGAGUAAGGGAGACUCCAAGUACAUUGAGAAAGGCAGUCCACUCAACAGUCCCUUGGAUCGUCUUCCCCUCGUGUCCCCAGGUGCCAUCCAUGAGAGUGGCGACACCUUAAGCCAGCGGGUGUCCUUUCUUAAGCCACUCUCCCGUUCCAAGCGGGACUCCACAUAUUCUCAGCUCUCACCCAGACAUUACUUCUCGGGCUAUUCCUCCAGCCCAGAGUACUCCUCAGAGAGCACCCAUAAGAUCUGGGAGCGUUUCCGGCCUUACAAGAAGCACCACCGGGAGGAGGUUUACAUGGCGGCCGGCCACGCCCUGCGAAAGAAAGUCCAGUUUGCCAAGGAUGAGGAUCUGCACGAUAUCUUAGAUUACUGGAAAGGAGUCUCUGCUCAACAGAAGUUGUGA
Gekko japonicus is the source of this 2346-nucleotide messenger RNA. RefSeq names its product extracellular leucine-rich repeat and fibronectin type III domain containing 2 (gene ELFN2). Lineage: Eukaryota; Metazoa; Chordata; Lepidosauria; Squamata; Gekkonidae. The transcript is spliced from 2 exons. The record is from RefSeq and is a predicted model, not a curated record. Gene Ontology annotation, molecular function: protein binding. Gene Ontology annotation, cellular component: plasma membrane. The coding region runs from base 1 to 2346 and encodes 781 amino acids.